AUUACCCCACCCGUCACCCGAUUCGGUUUCGCCGUGCUUUGACGUUUGUGGCACCCGGAAAUAAAGGCAGCGAGUGUGAAGCGGCGCAUUUGUUCUCCUCUCUCACUGCCAGACAAACCAGUCUAGACGGAAAACAUGGAUUCAAACACGACUAUUUUGAGAGUCAAGAGAAAAAGAGGAACAGAUCCCGCAGAUGCUUUGUUGUUGGCGUGCAAACGUAUCCGGCCUGAAGCGUCCCAAAGCUCUGGCGAAACGGUACCGGAGCCUAAUGAAGCUGAGGUGGAAAACUCCGUAUUCAAACUCGUGGCGACCGUAGCGACACAGGAUGCUCCUGUGCAGGCGCAGGUUCGACAGGCUUUGGCUCGGCCUCGCGUGGCCCACGCACUGCGCCCCUCUGCUGCCAGUUCACAGCGGAUAACUGGGGACCUACGAAGCACAAAGUGGAGCACCCGAAGGGAGGAACGCUACAGAAUAGUCUCUAGCCACCGUACCGGGCUGUCAAGUCCAGCUGAGCAGCAAAAACCCCAGACAGAUGACUCUGAGGGGGCAGAGGAAACUGGGAAAGAGGAGGACAAAUGUUGGGGUCUUGGUGAAGUCCAGGUGGUUGAACUUAUACGUGAGAAUGUAGAAGAUGAGGACAAGUCAUCUGCCAAGAUGCUAUUCACAGACCCUGAAGUAAUCCUGUGUAACAACACGAAGAUGCUGCGGGAGCAUCUGAGCAUAUCUGGAGAGAGACCUGGGGGGGAACACCGGGAGCGGGACGAUGACUACGUCUACGAUCUUUACUACCAAGAAACAGUCACACCAGGGUGGAUCCACGACAUCCUGUCUGUUAGGGCCUACACUGAUGAGGGAGAACUGGUGCCUGAACUAGUGGCUCAUGAAGAGGAGGUGUAUGAUGAUGAGGAUGAUGAAAACGAGGAAGGCAACUGGAGGAAUGACUACCCCGACGAGGAAAGUGACACAGAUAGUGACAGAGAGGAGCGCUAUGGUGGCUACUGGGAGGAGGAGCACUCGUAUAGCCGGAGGAGCUGGGGGCGCUACCAGAGAGAAGUGCUCCAUGAGCCGGGCUACCAUGGUGAAGGUGACAACGAGGAUGAUGAUGGAGACAAAUACAGUUCGGAUUGAUCUACCCCUUAACCCCCUGCCUGUCAGUGGAUCUUCCCAGUGCCCUCCCCACAGAUAACACCAUACUCAGUAGACCUCUGUGUAGCCAAGAGUGGAGGAAAACAAGAGCUAGAAUGGCACAGCAUCUAGAAACAUGCCUAAAAUAUUGUUGAAGAAAUCUUCAAAGCGUAGCAUUCAUCAGUUUCUAUGAAUUUGAUUUCCUAAUUUCAGUUAAAUCUCACUGAUAAACAUAUCGCGUUAACUAUGGUGUUGGCACCCGGUGUUUUCAGUGAGUUAAAUUUUAUAUGCCAAAGUCAUUAAUAUGUCAUUGUUGAGAAAGUGCAUACACAUAAUCUAUGCCUCUGUCUUUCCUACAUAGAUUUUGAAAGAGUAGGUGUUAUUUCCAGAAGGGUCCAAUGUUUUUUUUUUUUUUUUUUUUUUUUUAAUAGUUUUUCUGGUGUGGAGUGUAUUUGUGUGUGUGGGUGUUUGUUCGAGGUUGAUGUGUGUUAGAAAUGUGGCGCAUUAGUGUGAUAUGCCUUGUAUGCUUUUUGCUGUUAACACUUCUGUUAGUGAGAUGUCUUGGGCUGUGUGUGGUUGCAUUUUAGGGUGUUUGCAUUGUGUGUGUGUGUGUGUGUGUGUGUGUGUGUGUGUGUGUAAUUAUAAUUUGCUUAAUGUGAAAGCAUUGUUAUGGGUAUGCGAGUGUGGCUCCAAUUCCCCUCGAAGUUCAGGUUGUUUCUCUCGGAUGCUUGUGGAAUAAAAUUUUUGUAAAUAUGUAGAUGUGUAUAAAAAGCUUUCAAAA
This is a messenger RNA of Monopterus albus (swamp eel), 1906 nucleotides long. It is a transcript of the gene slc7a6os, whose product is annotated as solute carrier family 7 member 6 opposite strand. Gene Ontology annotation, biological process: developmental process. Lineage: Eukaryota; Metazoa; Chordata; Actinopteri; Synbranchiformes; Synbranchidae. Bases 136 to 1128 code for a protein of 330 amino acids. The record is from RefSeq and is a predicted model, not a curated record. The transcript is spliced from 5 exons.